AUGGGAUCGACUCAAUUUGGCAAUUUUCAUCUAUUUGGAUGUUAUCAGAAUUUUUGUCGAGACUCGACUCUCCCAGUUUGCAAUCUUUUCGUUGCUGAUAACCAACCGCCAAAUGGGAAAUUUGGCGGAUGUGCCCUUAGGGGAAUUAAUCUGAGUGGUGAUAGGAACCUGGCGAACCUAGGAGCCAUCCUCUUUGCCGUGACAGCCCUAUUGCUCAGUGCGUUCUUAUUAUGGAAAUCGGAGCGGAAGAAGGCCGCGGUGGGAAGAAGGGAAAUUCAAUUGUUUUUACUGGGAUAUAUGAUAAUUCAGCUCUGUGAGAUUUUCACCAUUGGAGGAAUUCCCAUCUCUGAUAAUGUCAGAAAAGGAUUUACUGCCAUUCACCUAGCUGCCAUUGCCGCAACAGCCUGGAUAUUACUUCUCAAUGCGAUCGUUGGGUUUCAGCUACUCGAUGACGGCACUCCAGUCUCAGUCGGGCUUCUCCUUGCUUCCGGAGCCAUCCUGUUCAUUGGCACCGGCUAUAUCGCUUUAGACACUGGCUUUCGAUGGACCGGCCAUUUCGACCCGAGUUUGAACGGUGAAAAUCGAAAUAUAGGUCUCUAUGUCCUAUAUCUGCUAUUUCCACUGAUUUGCUUGGUUACCUUCUUUGCGCUGGAAGCGGUAUUAGUCUUGCGUAUCCUUGGUGAAUUAAGGCCUUUGUUAUACCUCAGCGCAGCCGGCCUGCUUUUUGCCAUUGGUCAAAUUUUCCAAUUCGUCAUCAGUACCCACCUUUGUCAAGCAUCCAGUGGGAAGAUAAACGGAUCCCUCUUUGCGACUCUCUUCACAGAACUUUCUGUGGGAGCAAUAUGGAUAUUCUGGAGUAGCAUUACGGAAGACGACUGGCCCAUGACCGUUGGAAGUGGUGGUUAUAACUGAGAAGGAGAACAAAAGAGAAACACUCAAAAAAUUUAAUGGUAAUUGUAAAAGAGGGGGAGAGAGAAGUGGGGAGAAAACAGGAUCGGAAACACGAACAAGAUUUCAAGCGUGUGAUAUGAUGGGAUGUACAGUUAGGAACGGAACGCAAGAACGAAAUGACGAGACCUAUUGAAAAUUCAGCACAGGAAAACGAAAGGACGACACGAAGGUUCAGAUGAGGAACCAAUCCGUAACAAUGGACCACACACCAUCCCAAGAUGCCCGGCAGCACAGACCUUCCGAUUGAUGCGGGUGGAAUGAAUGAAAAGCACAAUAUUAUAUUCAUUCUCUCGAAAGCUAUUUUGCCUUUCCAUUUCUCUUGUCCCACUCGAUAAUCAGUGGUUGGUCGUGCCUCGCAUCCUUCUUUCUCUUCCGCUUAUUCCGCCGGGCGCCCCGUUCUUCGUCUCUUGUCGUUACUUACAUAUCUCGCUUAUCUUACUCGGUCCCCAUUUAUUUCUCUUGUGCAUUCUGUCGCUAUAUUUUUGCCCCUUAUUAUAAAAAUUUCUUGCAAUUUUCCUGUGUAGCCCACCCUGGAUACUAACUCUGCUCUAGCAGGUUUCCGCCUCUGGAACUUCUUACUUAUUUCCAUUAUUCUUCUGCUUUUUGUUAUAACAUUUUCUUUUCUUCCUCUCAUUAUGUCUUGAACACUGGUUGUUAUAACCAUUCUUCUAUCUUGUCUCGUUUGUCCAAUGUUUAUUCUAUUUUUUCCUUUUUGUUUUCACUGGUUAAUCUACGGCUUGAUGUUUUGCAAAGAUAUCCCUACAAAUUACCUCAAAUACAAAGACGGCACGGCACGUCUGUCUUUUAUCCUGCGAUGUUCCCGCUUCACUCUUCUCUCUUUCCUUUACUUGUAAACCCACUAUUCGAAACCCAUCUAUCUAAUCAAUGUCUGAACCCACUUGCUCUCUUUCUGUCCAUACAUAUAUACAUACAUACUUGUGUUUCUGUCAUAUUUCCCGACUUUCAUAAUUAGUUAAGCAUUCCCCAUUUCCGUAUCUCCCCCGCGAUAGCCCAGGGAGUCUGUCUCAUUUGGAGAAUAUAUUAUACACCGUUAUUGGGAGAUUGGAGAUUGACAAGACAUGGCUCAAAAAUUCAAAGAGAGGAAGACUUCUUAUUAGUUAGUGUGGCUUGUCAUAGAACUGUUUUGACUACCGCUAAGAUGGAAUCUAAUAUGGCCGCAUUACGGAAAGAAAUGAAAGGACCUUUAGUGGAGAUUUUGACGAAUAUUAUACCACCACCAUAUAUCGUCAUGAGGUACUUAACU
Molecule: messenger RNA, 2215 nt
Organism: Histoplasma capsulatum G186AR
Lineage: Eukaryota; Fungi; Ascomycota; Eurotiomycetes; Onygenales; Ajellomycetaceae
Product: chitin synthase
Exons: 7
Coding region: 1-912 (303 amino acids)
Biological process (GO): protein folding
Cellular component (GO): endoplasmic reticulum membrane
Source: RefSeq, a predicted model, not a curated record